GGCAAUCGCGCAUACCUGGACCACCAUCAUCCAUCCGGUUUAGGCUUUGCCUCUGCAUGCAUGGGAGAAAAAAAGAAGGAAACAAAUCUUUGCUUCAUUGACUGACACUUUUAGUGGUUGUGAGCUCGGUAUAUAAAAUCAGCAGACGCUUGUUGGCGAUCACAGAGGGAGUUGGCCUGAGAACGUGAGACAUCACACCGGCAGACGACAGCAUGUUUACUCAAAGACAGGCGCAUGCGGAUAAAGCCCUCCUCUCAGCAAUGGCAGCGCUGCUUCUCCUGACCACAACAGGACAGUCUGCAAUGUCGACUAACAGCCUCCCCACCGCAGCAACUCCUGCUUUGUCGGCCCCGUCGCUGACCACACAGCUCGGCAACGGCAGUAUGGAGGAGCCUCAGGUUCUGCCCUCACACAGAUCGUGCAGGAGUGAACACGAACAUUUCUGCGACAACGGGGGCGAGUGCAUGUACCCCCAGGACAGCGACGAACCCGCUUGCAUCUGCAAGUCCUCCUACAGCGGCCGUCGGUGCCUGUUCCUGAACGACCGCGCUUACACUCUGCCCGAGUUGGAGCAACUCAUCGGCAUCACCUUCGGGGUGGCCGUGCUCAUCAUCGUCCUGGCCUUCAUCAGUUACUGCCUCGCCUACAGGAGGUGUAUAAAAUCGGCGCCGUUUAAAAAGUUAGCACUGUCCGAGUCGUCGGUGUGACCACCCCCACCAUCUGUUCGUCAUCAUCUCCAUCACCAUUUUAAAUCAUAAAGUACUGUACAAUUCACAGCAUUUGGAAAUUAAUGACAAAGCACUUAAGACACAGACCGGACUUUCUUUUUCUUUUUUUGGACUUUUUAAUAUGCGUUAAAAUGACCACCAUUCAGUUUGACGUCAUUCGAACGAGCAAGGAACGACUCAACUUCUUGCAACAGAUAAGAACGACUUCAUUGUCCUUUGAAGAAUGAGGGAGAACAAAUAUGACUAUUUAUUGUAUUAUAGCAAUUAACUUAUUGAACAUGUUUUUAAAAUGUUGUAAUAAAUCUAUAACAUUGUA
Molecule: messenger RNA, 1044 nt
Organism: Cyclopterus lumpus (lumpfish)
Lineage: Eukaryota; Metazoa; Chordata; Actinopteri; Perciformes; Cyclopteridae
Gene: epgn
Product: epithelial mitogen homolog (mouse)
Exons: 5
Coding region: 213-707 (164 amino acids)
Biological process (GO): positive regulation of mitotic nuclear division; positive regulation of cell population proliferation; epidermal growth factor receptor signaling pathway
Source: RefSeq, a predicted model, not a curated record